AUGCGGUGGUCUAACCAAGAACAUAUUUCAUCCGAUAUGGAUUCCAAUGCUGAUGAAAGAGGCCAUCGAUAUCCUCAACGACGUGUUGAUACAAUUCAUGGCAAUACGACGAAUGACAAAGUAGAUAACAACUAUAUUGCCAAUCGUCGACAUAGUUUAGCUCAUAUUAACUUUCGGAAAGCGAUUGAUCGAAGUCUCUCAUUGCCAGACAUAACUGAGGAACCUAAUCAUCUCCAACGACGUUAUUUGGAAUAUUUCAUUAAAUUUUUAUUUCUUUGUUUUAUAUUUAUAUACUUUCUUCUAAUUCGAAUCUUAUUCUUAUCGUCGAUAUUCGAUUCGACAAUUGCAGUUCAAUUACUGAACGCAUCAUCGGGUAUCUAUGUUGGACGAACCGUUCAUUACGGCAACAGAACUAUUCAACAGUAUCUGGGAAUCGAAUAUGGACGUACUGUUAAACGAUUCGAUCGAGCUAUACCAAUUUUAAAAGAAAAUGAUCGGAUUAUUCAAGCAACUUCAUUAGGACCUUUCUGUAAGCCAACAUUCGGUUCAUGCCCGGGAAAUAUUGGAGUGAAUGUUUCGUUGCCUACCUGUUCUAUUAGUUAUGGUAUUUUUUCUGUUAAAUCGUAUCCAGCUGAACAAUGUUUGUUUUUAAAUGUCUUCAUUCCGGUGACGACCGAUCCUCCUCCUACUAUCACUAGUGGUAAUUAUCCAAAGAAGAAAGCCAUACUUAUGUGGAUUCAUGGUGGUUCAGGUCAAAUCGGCACAGGAAACGUGUUUGACGGAACGAUUCUUGCCGCUCUAGGCGAUAUUAUUGUUAUAACAUUUAAUUUUCGCUUAAAUCUCUUUGGCUUUCUAUCAUCAGGCGACAGUCGUCUAGAAGGAAAUCUAGGUCUUUACGAUCAAGCUCUAGUUCUCGACUGGAUUUAUCAAAAUGCACAUGCAUUCGGCGGAGAUAUUCAUCGUAUUACAGUUGGCGGACAUUCAGCUGGUGCUCCGCAUGCUUACUAUCUAGCUAAAUCGCCAUUCAAUCAAGGACGUAUACGUCGAUUACUGUUGCAAAGCGGUAGUCCAUUUAAUAUUUGGUCACAUUUGAAAGCACAUGAUGCGAUGGAAAAAUUCAAUACGGUCGUGAAUGACAAUGCGUGUGGGAUCUGGCGAACAUUUGAUGAGAAGUUAAAAUGUUUACAAGAGCGCGAUUUUGAUUUGAUUGCGGAACAUGAGCAUCAUUCGUAUACAAGUGCAAAUCAUACAAAUGUUGUUACUGCCGGAUAUUUUAUGAGUGAAUUUCGAGAAGAAUUUCAACUGAAUGAUACACUAGCAGAUGUAGAUAUACUAAUGGGUUCGACAGACGAUGAAGGUGUUUAUGUGGCAAUUGUACCGAUUAUUAUGGAACAAUCGAAUCCUGAGAUAAUUACACUUCACAAUGUUAAUUUUACUGAAGUAACGCUCAAAUUUCUGGAUGCUAUGCAACCGGACAAGACCUGUUUACACCAAAAAGCUUUGGAAUUAUAUCACAUUGACAAAAUUCCUUCGAAUUGCUCUGAAUCACUCGAGUGUUACUGUUCGGCAUUCUACAAUUAUUCACGUCUUAUAACCGAUGUUCUUUUCAGCAACGACUACUAUCGUUUCAUUGAACAACGUUUGAAAUAUUCCAAUCACACCUAUCUCUAUCAAUACUCUCAUCGAACUGCGCAAGAACAUCCAACGCCUUGCAAUGAUUAUUUACACAAACAAGACCUAGUUGGACACUUUGCUGAACUUGAAUACACAUGGGGCACACCGCUGUUAUACGAAGAGCCAAAUUCAACAUUGCAUCUAUCGCCAUUGAUUGAAUAUGUUCGAUAUGGACCGAACAUGACCACCGAUUACAAUUUUACUCAUAUGUAUACAAAAGAGCAAAUCGAAUUUAGUAAACAGUUGAUUGAGCAAUGGUCAAAUUUCAUCAAAACAGGUCAACCGACAAGCCCACAAUCUCGUCUCCACUGGCCACCGAUAACGAAUAAUUCGAUAGGACUUUUUAUGCAUUUACAAGUCAAUCAAAGUGAAGUCAAACAACUUGUUAUUCCUCCAAGUGUCGAAUUUUGGAAGAAUAAAUGUCCAGACAAAAAGACAUCUUCACCCCGAACGAAUUCAAUGAAUAACGAUGCAUUCACUACUGACAUAACCUGGGAGAUCGUUUUUGGUUGUUUCAUAUUUUCGAUGGUGCUUUAUUCAAUUCAUUCAUUUCAAUAA
Messenger RNA from Adineta ricciae, 2232 nucleotides. Lineage: Eukaryota; Metazoa; Rotifera; Eurotatoria; Adinetida; Adinetidae. The record is from the annotation of a GenBank genome assembly.